Molecule: messenger RNA, 408 nt
Organism: Perkinsus marinus ATCC 50983
Lineage: Eukaryota; Perkinsozoa; Perkinsida; Perkinsidae
Exons: 3
Coding region: 1-408 (135 amino acids)
Source: RefSeq, a predicted model, not a curated record
AUGACGGUAGGAGGCCGCUCCUUUAUCACAACUAUCCCUUGCUUCUUUAGUCCCAGGAUAACGUUGUUCGCUUUGGUGGAGUCCCAGAGCAUUUUAACGCACCGUUCCAACGCCUACUGCAGCGCCAAGCUAAACUUGAUUCAUCUGCCUGUGCCCCUCAGGUGGGAUCCGACUGACACUUUGGCUUGGAGAACAUAUCCUGGUGGCAGCGGAGCGAUGCUGAAGGCUGUAAUCUCCAAGGAGGUGGACUGCGCAUGCGUGCUCACUGAGUCAGCUGUCGCCCACAUCAUUAAGAACUCAGGCAAAGACGCCAGAGACCAGGUCAGGAUUCUCGGUAAGAUCAGAAGGUACAUACGUUGCGUCUCCUCUGGUCUGGGGAGUUCAUACGUCAUCAAAACGUCCAACUGA